AUGGUAUCCAUACAAAGGGAGAUACGCACUGCAAUAAAGUCUAUGAGGAGGAAAGUGGUGGUCCACCAGGUCGCCGUGAAAACGGCCAAAGAAGGGCGCCUGAUCCCCAAGGCGGAGCUCCUCAAGUGCCGUUCCAAGGCGAGGGCGGCGAUUCCGGAAAUCUUGGCCCGCCUCAGAGAAACAAUAAGCUCCAAAGACCAGUGGAGCUUUUACGGGCACAUGACUGCAUACCUGGCAUCCAUCUUCGGCCACCGAGGCGGUGUUUACCAGAAUAUGACGAUAGAGGAGGUGGAGGGUGCCCGCAAAAGCUCCACAGGGGACUCCUACCUGAUUAACAUAGCAACGCACAAGACCAACCAGCAGUUUGGGGCGGCACAGAUGUCCUUGACGGGGGAGGAGUACGGCUGGAUGACGGAUUUCCUCAGCAUGAGGUCGUUGCUGACGGGCGGCGAGGAGGCGAAGUAUUUCUUUUUCACCUCCAAGCCGAACUUUUGCCGGAACCUCAAUGCGUAUUUUCAAGAGGCCUGGAGCAGCAUGGGUUUGACCGGAACUCCAACCUUUACUGACAUCCGCACCUCCAUCUCAACCCAUGCAAAAAACACCCACACGGCAGAUGACCGCCACAAAGUGGCACAGUUCAUGUGCCACGACACCGUUACAGCUGACCGCUUUUAUGCACUCAACCUGGAUGUCAGCCAGGCCACAGAUCACCGGCGGCUCUUUGACAUGCUGCUCCAGGGACCUGAAUCCUCCCCCGUCAAGAAGACCCCCACCAAGAAGAGGAAGGCGAGUAAGGGCUCUCCUGUGAAGUCAAAAAGCAAAAAGCCCAAGGUUGACACGGAGGGCAGCAAUGAGGAGGCCCCAGACGAGGAACCGACAGAGUACCCGCAACCAGGUACCUCAGCAGAGUCCAAGCCGAGGACCUCCUCGUCAAAGCUUUCCCGGAGGGCGGUCAUACAGCUUUCUCCCUUAAACUUGAGCCCCUUUAGGGGUUCCCCAAAGUUGCAGAAAGCGGCCUCGCUUGUUUCAAAAGCCAAAAGAACCCUCCUUAAAACCACAAAGAGCCACCAACAGUAG
Messenger RNA from Paramisgurnus dabryanus, 1077 nucleotides. The record is from RefSeq and is a predicted model, not a curated record. Lineage: Eukaryota; Metazoa; Chordata; Actinopteri; Cypriniformes; Cobitidae.